Molecule: messenger RNA, 2591 nt
Organism: Neurospora tetrasperma FGSC 2508
Lineage: Eukaryota; Fungi; Ascomycota; Sordariomycetes; Sordariales; Sordariaceae
Exons: 2
Coding region: 1-2562 (853 amino acids)
Cellular component (GO): cytoplasm
Molecular function (GO): protein kinase binding
Source: RefSeq, a predicted model, not a curated record
AUGGAUUCGGAAGACGGGGAGUUUUUCAUCAAGCAACUGGCGAGCUUCGUGCGGACCCAUGAAAAGGCCCUCGCCAAUGCGCUACAGUUUAGGAGACAAAACACUCCUCGCCAUGCAUCUUCACAGAGCGUUUCGGUGCUCUCCACCUCGGCCCCCACGGCCUCUUCUCUUCCAGAGCGACCUUCGACGUCUUCAUCGCCUUCGAGCACAUUAGCUGCAGCUCUAUCUCUAGGCUCCUUGAACUUUACAUCCCACAACGUAAAGUCGGCAAAACUGGCUCUUACCGCCCAUCACCUGUUCUAUCUACUCUCCCGAUUCCAAGAGCUGGCUAUUCCUGUCGGCCCCAUGAAGGUUCGCCUGGAGAACCUGCACGAUAACCGAAAUUCGGGAAAUUAUGUAUCCUUCCUUAGCCAAACGCAACGGUGUAAAAGCCGUGGCUCCGACGUUGGCUCAAUUCACUCUGUUUCCAGCAUCAGGAGUGUUAUGUCGGGCAUGUCUGCUCUAUGGUCGAGUUUUGGAAUCGGUUCUAGCAUAUCUGCCGCUCGUUCUGAGAAGCAGAAGGCUGCCAUCGAGGCUGACCUCAAGUACUUGUACUCUGCUUUCACCAAGAUCCCUUGCCUACGACUUGCCCCCGACUUCCGCGCGCGUUUGAUCAAAGGAUACGAAGAAUUUCCUUUCGACUCGGCCGUCCCUCUUUAUGUCUUCAAGAACGUCCAGGCACUUGAAGUCAGUGAUACAGACUUCAGGCAAUUCUUUGGUUGGGACCGGCUUUCUGAGCAGCUUCGCUCUCUCACGCUCAAGCGCGCCAGUCUCGAUGACCCUGCAGAUGUUCUGAUCGACAUCGUUUUGGAUGAUAUGGAUAAGAGACGUCGUCGCUCGUCAAAAGCGCAGUCAUCCCCAACCGGUCCUUGGGCUGCACCAAGUCCUCGGAGAAGUCCCACAAUCCCGCAGGCGGCGCAGAAGUCGAAUUCCCCACCUAGUUCUCCAGAUGCGAGGACGUCCAACACUGAAAUACCAGUUGGCUCUCUCAACAGCGAAUCUGGGCCUGACCAGUUCGGGGCGGCUUUGCACAACCACAGGCGGCCGUCUGUCGUAAGGGUGGACAGCGAUGAGUCAAGGACACCGGCAAAAGACGGGCGACCACGAAGUCACUCCCCGCGCCGGCCUACCAGCUCUAGGAAUGGCUCAAGCAACGUCCGGGGAAGUCACAAGAUUCGUCGAUCCGGGUCUGGAAGCUCACACUCGAGCCUCUCGGACUCCUGGUAUAAUUCUCGUGGAAGUUCUUCCAACUUGCUCGCCAUGGGAACACUUCCUCCCUCCAAGUGGCGUUUCCUCAAGCAUUUGAGCCUCGCAGACAACUCCCUUACCUCCAUCCCGGCGGCCAGUCUGGCCCCACUUGCGAAUUCUCUCCAUUCUCUCGACCUGUCGGCGAACUUGUUUACCCAGAUCCCCGACAGCCUUGUAACUCUGACAGCCCUCCGCGCCCUGAACCUGGCUCAUUGCAUGAUCGACUCGCUCCAUUCGCUUAUUCGGUGUCCUCUUCCCGCUAUCACAGCCCUCAAUCUCCGCGCCAACCGCUUGACAUCGAUUGUGGGCAUUGAGAAGCUCUACCCCUUGGAAAGACUGGACUUGAGGGAUAAUCAAAUUACCGAUCCUAUGGAGUUGGCGCGUCUGACUGGUAUCCCCGAACUCCGGGAAAUCUACGUGGAGGGCAAUCCUUUUACGCGAAUCCACCGUGACUACCGCAUUACCAUCUUUAACCUGUUCCGUCAAACACCGGGAUAUACCGAAGACAUCACUAUCGACGGGUCAGGGCCCAGCUACUCAGAGAGGCGGUAUCUUCAUGAAAGGGCGGCAGAGCUACCGGCUGUCCCCGUCAUCAAGCCCCCACCCCAGGAAUUGCCUGCGGUGGAUGUCAGCAAGCCUACAUUUGUAUACGAGCCACCCCCAAGAGAACCGGCUGUCCUUAGGAAGGAGAGGCCCAUGCCCAAAAGCACAACAAGCGAACUCAACACUGCGUCUACGCGCCGUCGGAAAGCACCCAAACGACGUAUUGUGGAUCUCGCUACUAACGAGACGCCUGCUCCGGUGACUCUGGUCGACGAUCGCAGUAGACCUGGCGAGAGAGCGGCUUCGGGUCAUAACGAACAUUAUCGUAUUUCACAACCCACCGAGAUCCAUGCUCCUCAAGAGACACUUACGACUAGCCCUUUGCCCGACGCUCGAGCACCCGCCGAUAUCCCCAGGAUUGAAUCCACCGUCAUUCCCAGCAUAACUCCCCUUUAUCCCUCCCACAAGAGCUCAUCCGAGUCUCAGUCGUGGAGGGAUAAUGGCCACUGGGAUGUCGACGGCGAACUGUACCGUCGGAAGAUCGAGUCGCUUCGUGACAAAGUGGGGAGCCGCUAUCUGAGUGCACUCAAUGAGGAAGGAUGGGAUCCUACUUCGCUUCCGCCCAACUACCGCGAGGGCAACUUUGGUGCCCCCUCUCCCUUACUUGCGGACCCGACAGCUCCUAGAGCCGCAUCCGUGCAGGCGAUCCAUAGUGGUCGAACACUUGGAUGAAGUCUUAUUAUGAUAUUACCCCCAGGCUU